Eubalaena glacialis (North Atlantic right whale) is the source of this 2157-nucleotide messenger RNA. RefSeq names its product eosinophil peroxidase (gene EPX). Bases 10 to 2157 code for a protein of 715 amino acids. Gene Ontology annotation, molecular function: heme binding; peroxidase activity. Lineage: Eukaryota; Metazoa; Chordata; Mammalia; Artiodactyla; Balaenidae. The transcript has 12 exons. The record is from RefSeq and is a predicted model, not a curated record. Gene Ontology annotation, biological process: response to oxidative stress.
ACUGCAGAGAUGAAGUUGCUCCUGGCCCUGGUGGGGCUCCUAGCCACCCUCAUCCUGGCCCGGCUCUCUGAGGGCACCACCCCAGCCUCCCCUAGGGUAGUGGAGACCUCGGUCCUCCAGAGCUGCAUAACAGAGGCCAAGUUGCUAGUGGAUGCUGCCUACAAUCAGACUGAGAGGAGCAUCAAGCAGCGCCUUCACAGUGGCUUGGCAAGCCCCAUGGACCUCCUGUCCUACUUCAAACAACCGGUAGCGGCCACCAGGAGAGUCAUUCAGGCUGCCGAUUAUAUGCACGUGGCCUUGGGACUGCUGGAAGAGAAGUUACAACUCCAGGGGUCCAGAUCCUUCAAUGUCACUGAUGUGCUAACGAAAUCCCAAAUGCGGCUGCUGUCCCAGGCCAGUGGCUGUGCAGCCCAGGAUGAAGCCGAGAAGUGCAGUGACAAGUACCGAACCAUCACUGGGAGAUGCAACAACAAGAGGAGACCCUGGCUGGGGGCCUCCAACCAGGCCCUGGCACGCUGGCUGCCAGCCGAGUAUGAGGACAGGCUGUCGCUCCCCUUCGGCUGGACCCCCGGCAAGAGGCGCAACGGCUUCCUCCUCCCCCUUGUCCGAGCCGUCUCCAACCAGAUCGUGCGCUUCCCCAGCGAGAGGCUAACCUCCGACCAAGGCCGGUCCCUCAUGUUCAUGCAGUGGGGCCAGUUCAUUGACCACGACUUGGACUUCGUCCCUGAGUCCCCAGCCAGAGUGGCCUUCACUGUGGGCGUCGACUGUGAGAGGACCUGUGCCCAGCUGCCCCCCUGCUUCCCCAUCAAGAUCCCGCCCAAUGACCCCCGCAUCAUGAACCAGCGUGACUGCAUCCCCUUCUUCCGCUCGGCACCCUCGUGCCCCCAAAACAACAACAAAGUCCGCAACCAGAUCAACGCGCUCACCUCCUUCGUGGAUGCCAGCAUGGUGUACGGCAGCGAGGACGCCCUCGCCCUGCGGCUCCGCAACCAGACCAACCAGCUGGGGCUGCUGGCCGUCAACACCCGCUUCCAUGACAACGGCAGGGCACUGCUGCCCUUCGACAAUCUGCACGAAGACCCCUGCCUGCUCACCAACCGCACCGCGAACAUCCCCUGCUUCCUGGCAGGUGACAGCCGGUCAACCGAAACCCCGAAACUGGCAGCCAUGCACACCCUCUUUGUGCGAGAGCACAACCGGCUGGCAACUGAGCUGAGACACCUGAAUCCUCAGUGGACCAGAGACAAGCUGUACCAGGAGGCUCGGAAGAUCGUGGGGGCCAUGGUCCAGAUCAUCACCUACCGGGACUUUCUGCCCUUGGUUCUGGGCAAGGCCAGGGCCAGGAAAACCCUGGGGUCCUACCAGGGGUACUGCUCCAAUGUAGACCCCCGUGUGGCCAACGUCUUCACCCUGGCCUUCCGCUUCGGCCACACCAUGAUCCAGCCCUUCAUGUUCCGCCUGGACAGCCAGUACCAGGCCUCAGCACCCAACUCGCGGGUCCCACUCAGCUCCGCCUUCUUCGCCAGCUGGCGCAUCGUGCACGAAGGUGGCAUCGACCCCAUCCUCCGAGGCCUCAUGGCCACCCCUGCCAAGCUGAACCGUCAAGAUUCCAUGUUAGUGGAUGAGCUCCGGGACCGGCUGUUUCAGCAAGUGAGAAGGAUCGGGCUGGACCUGGCAGCUCUCAACAUGCAACGCAGCCGGGACCAUGGCCUCCCAGGGUACAACGCUUGGAGGCGCUUCUGCAGGCUCUCCCAGCCCCGGAAUCUGGCACAGCUUAGCCAGGUUCUGAAAAACCAGGGUUUGGCAAGGAAGUUCCUGAAUCUCUAUGGAACACCUGACAACAUUGACAUCUGGACUGGGGCCAUCGCAGAGCCUCUUUUGCCAGGGGCCCGAGUGGGGCCUCUUCUGGCUUGCCUUUUUGAGAACCAGUUCAGAAGAGCCCGAAAUGGAGACAGGUUCUGGUGGCAGAAACAGGGUGUCUUCACCAAGACACAGCGCAGGGCCCUGAGCCACAUCUCCUUGUCUCGAAUUGUGUGUGACAACACUGGUAUCACCACCGUUCCGAGGGACAUCUUCAGGGCCAACAUCUACCCCCAGGGCUUUGUGCCCUGCACCUGCAUCCCCAGCCUGAACCUGUCAGCCUGGAGAGGCAGAUGA